Colletotrichum fioriniae is the source of this 432-nucleotide messenger RNA. RefSeq lists its product as uncharacterized. Lineage: Eukaryota; Fungi; Ascomycota; Sordariomycetes; Glomerellales; Glomerellaceae. The record is from RefSeq and is a predicted model, not a curated record.
AUGGCAAGCACCCAAGGACCCCCCGACAACAAAAGCUACACCCCAUCCGUCCUCAGCCAAGAUACCCUCGUCGCCUCCGAAACUACCUCCCUCCACCCACCCAUCAGCAACGCGGAAGGCGCCACCGACCGACCCAUCCGCGGCACCGAGCCCCAGCCCGCCCGCUCCGAUAACUACCACUACGUCUCCACUCGCGUCGUAAAGGAAAUACCAAAGGCCAAGACGCCGACCGAUACGACAAGCGCGUUGAGCAAGUUCAAGAGGAUGCUGAAGCCGCCUGUUGUGAAGGCGGUUGAGGCUCUGCCGAGUCAUGAGGGGAAGUCGUAUCAUGUUGACGAGGAGGGAAGGAUUAUUGAUACUACGGUUCGGAGGGCAGGAACAUCGCGGAACGUCUUUGCUAAUGGCGAUGGUGGCGGCGGCGGCGGAUCUUGA